AUGCAUACAGUUCCUAUCAGCCAUUAUGAAAUAUUUCUGAUACAAUUUUCAGUUUAUGUAACACUUCCAAUUGAAAAUCAACUGAAUGUACUAGUCAGGAAUUAUCAUUCUGUGCAUUCUAGUGAAGCUGAUAGUAUAAUUUUAGCAACUUUAAUGCCUUUACUUUCUUGUUGUGGAUUAUAUGGUGGUGUGGAUUUCAAUUCAUCCUCUCGAUUUAGUCAAAGUGAAGUGUAUCAGGAUAUGAGCUAUGCAGUAGUCUGGUCUGGAAAUCUCGAAAGCUUACCUAUGCGAAUGGCAUAG
Heterobilharzia americana is the source of this 300-nucleotide messenger RNA. Lineage: Eukaryota; Metazoa; Platyhelminthes; Trematoda; Strigeidida; Schistosomatidae. The record is from the annotation of a GenBank genome assembly.